AUGCGACCAAUGUGCAAUUUGCCUCCAAGCGAUUAUUUCUGCGCAUCUGUUAUUCAUAAUGCAUUCAUUAUUCAUAAGUUUAAGGCAAAAGAAGUAAUGGAACUGAGCAUGUGGAAGCCGAAGAAGAAGCAUUUCCGUGAAACGGAUGAAUGGCGUCGAAAAAAAUCGCGAAUCAUCAGCAAGAUGAGGGCAUUGUCGAGAAUCAAUCUGCUCCUGGUGCUUUCAAAAAUGCAGACAAUCGAUAAACUUCCCGACAAAGUCCUACAGCAGAUCUUCUCCUAUCUGACGCCAUAUCAAAUCCUACAGUCAGGCCAAGUAUGCAAGAGAUGGCGAAGUGUCGCAUGCAGUCCAUUACUGUGGAAAUUUGUGUCUUUCAGACCAAAUUACGGUGGCCUUCAGGUACUGAAUCAUGACUACUUCUUGCAACUUAUCGGCACACAAUUUUCUGAACUACGAAUCGUCGAACUUACAACCGAUCUGAUCACACCGAACGUCCUUUACGAGAUGGCCAACAAAUGUCCGCGGCUUCAACAUCUUACGCUGGACUUCUCAACGGCGAUGCAACUUCACGACUUCACCGAUUUGCAGUCGUUUCCGUCUCGGUUGCGGAGUUUAACGCUCUGCUUAUCGGAAAACAUCUUUCUCGAAGGGUUCCUGAGAAAAGUCUACACUUUCAUUUCAUCAGUGGAACUCCUACAUAUUAUCGGUGAGUAUAAGGUUUAUCAUGAUUUCCAAGAUCUAGGAAUUCUCGUAGGACUUCCAGGGUAA
This is a messenger RNA of Cooperia oncophora, 768 nucleotides long. Lineage: Eukaryota; Metazoa; Nematoda; Chromadorea; Rhabditida; Trichostrongylidae. The record is from the annotation of a GenBank genome assembly.